Messenger RNA from Linepithema humile (Argentine ant), 876 nucleotides. The record is from RefSeq and is a predicted model, not a curated record. NCBI's taxonomy places the organism in Eukaryota, Metazoa, Arthropoda, Insecta, Hymenoptera, Formicidae.
AUGGCUGCAUGUCAUUGGAGGAGCAGUGUCACGAACGAUGCCUCUGGGGAACCGGGCGAAACCCCAGAGUAUCUAGCCUUACCCACGCAUGCGAGGCUCUGCGUGGGCGGACCGUGUAAUUCCCUAGCUACUCGUGGGACCACAAUGGAUAUUGACAAUACAAAUUCAGAGGACAAAUGGAGGGUCUCGACGGAGCCCUCGCUCUCUGACCAUAGGCAGAUCACUUUCAGGAUAGCUAAAACUAGGGGGAAGGAGGUCAAAUUCAGGAACCCGAAGAAAACCAAGUGGGAUUCCUAUAGGGAAGACCUGGCCAGCAGUCUCAAAGACUUCCCUAAGAGGCACGGGACAGAGGAUAAACUGGAGACCUGUGUGGACUACUUGCAGAGGUCUCUGGUAAACUUCUACGAAAGUAAUUGCUCCGAAAGGGCGGUUACAAAUAGUAAAGGAACUUUCUGGUGGACCCCUGGACUGCAGGGUCUCAGAGUGGCGGCUCGUAGAGCCUGGAACAGAGCUAGGAACACGGGCCGCCAAUCCGACUGGGAGCUCUCUAGGAGGGCACUGUGGAACCCGGAUGCGUCUCUGGAAGCCAUCACACUCCCUGAUGGGACGGUGGUGACUGGAGAGCGAUGUCUGGAGCAUCUACUGGAAGUGAACUUUCCGGACUUCCAUAGGGAGCCGGGAGAGCUACUUGCAUAUAAGGAGCCGGGCUCACUCAGAAGAGCCCGACAAGCAGACUGGCGAAUGGCGGCCAAGAUUGUCAUGCCCGAGAAGGUCAAGUGGGCAAUUAACACCUUUAAGCCCUACAAGUCAGCGGGACCGGAUGGUGUCUUUCCGGCUCUUCUACAAAAGGACUGGAACAGAUCUUGGGCCCACUGA